CUGCGCAUGUGCAGUAGAACAGUAGUUCUGUCAUGGCUCCGUUCAGGAAGGUUUUGGCUUAUUUUGCUGCUCUUUUACGGGAAUUUAUAUUUGUUAUUAAAACCAAGUCGACUUUUCCUUCAUGUUUGGAGGAUUGUAAAGCCUCUCAACCCUAAGUAAAUCAGCUUUUUCUGCUGUGACGGUUUGGAGCGCCGGAAUUGUUUUUCUUUGGACCCAACGGAAAGUUUGUUUGCUUUUAUGGUCGGUCCUAUUUUCCACGCGGAGUAAUAUGAAGCAGAAGUUGCUGAAUUCAGGAUGAACGACAUGAAUCUGAGUCCUGUGGGGAUGGACCAGCUGAGUGUGGCCUCGGUGAGCACCGGACACCUGGGUCUGCCUACCUCACCCACUCACAAUGCUAUUCCCACUCCAGGCAUGCCGGUGGCCAUCCCGAGCCUGGGACCUUCCCUCGGCUCCCUCCCUUCUGCCCUGUCCUUGAUGCUCCCUAUGGGUCCUCUGAGCGACAGGGGGGUGAUGUGCGGCCUCCCGGACAGGAAUUACUCCCUGCCGCCGCCUCCGUACCCCCACCUGGAGAGCAGUUACUUUCGCCACAUACUUCCAGGCAUUCUGUCCUACCUCGCCGAUCGUCCGCCCCCUCAAUACAUCCACCCCAGCAGUCUGAACAUGGACGGGACUCUGUCAGUGUCCAGCAGUAAUCCCUCCGGGCUGGAUCCGUACAGUGGUCCCGGAGGUCCUCUGGAGCAGGGCUUGGUGCCCAUGGACUCACGUCAGGUCCCUGGACAAGCAGACCUCCACCAAACCGGCCCGCACGAGCUGGACUCCACUGGGCUGACCAUGGAAUCGCGAGUCAGCAGCCCCAUAUCUCCCGACCGGAUGGGAGAGGAGCUGGCGUCCAUGGAUGGCGUCGGGGUGGUGGCCGUGUCUGACAGCCAGCAGCAGCUCGGAGGGGGCCGGCAGCCCCAGCCUCACGAGGGCCUGACGGGGCUGGACUCGUCUGCGGGGGUGAUGCCCCUCCACGGAUCCGCCGUGCUGGAGCUCGGGGAGCAGCUCCAAAGUAACGGGGAAAUGAACAACGGGGUUGUGAGCGUGGUGCUCACCAGCUCCAUGGCUGGCCAGAGCCAGCUGGAGGCGGUGUCGCUCCACGGACACUCGGGGAUGGGCCUGGAGGCGGUGAACGUGUCCCCCAUAACCGCAGAGGUAUCGCUGGGGCCAGACAACAACCUGGUGCUGGUCAACUCCACCCUGCAGCUUGAAGACUCCACCCCCAACAAGGAGAACGUGGCUCCCGCAUACAACGUGUGGUGCACGCUGUGCGAGCGCUCCUACACGUCGGACUGUCCCGAGCACGGCCCCGUCACCUUCAUCCCCGACACGCCCAUUCAGAGCAGAGCUCGCCUCUCCCUGCCGCGGUCUCUGUGUCUGCGCAUCUCAGUGGCUGACGAGCCCCUCGGAGUUUUUGCUCGCGACAUUAUUCACCCAAGGACUUGCUUUGGACCCUUGGUGGGCCAGCACUGCACCAACGCAGAUCUCUCUGAUUGGCCAGAGAAGGACACACCUCAAAUUUGGAAGAUGUAUCAUAACAAUGUGUUGGAGUUCUGCAUAGUGACCACAGACGAGAAUGAAUGCAACUGGAUGAUAUUUGUCCGCAGGGCCCGAACACACGAAGAGCAGAAUCUGGUGGCGUAUCCUGCAAAUGGCAAACUCUUCUUCUGCACAACCACAGAGAUCCACCCAGAGCAGGAGCUGCUUUUCUACUACAGCCGGGACUACUGCCGGGUGAUGGGUGUUCCUCAGACUCCUGAGGGUCAGAUAUGUCAGUGUGGUAAAGAGUGCUCGUCAUUUUCUGAGCUCAAAGCUCACCUUAGUAGCCAUAAUAGUAACAGCACCCAUAAUGCAGCUCCGCACGGCCACAGCCCAACGCAGCACAACCAUUCUCAGCAGCACCAGCGGGAGCAGGAGGAGCAGCAGCCGCCGCCACACCUUCACCAGGAAGAGAAGCUUCCCAAUGGAAGCUCCAGCUCCUCUUCCUCCCCCUGGCCCUGUCACAGUCACGCCACGGGACAACCAAACAGCGGCAAUGGUCGAAACUCUAAUAACACCUCCAGGGCAAAAGGCCCGGGACAUGUGCGGGAAAAGAAGUUCAAAUGCAGCAUGUGUUCACGUGCCUUCAUCACCUCCACCAAGCUCAAUAUGCACUUCAUGGGACACGUGGGGAUGAAGCCUCACAAGUGUGAAUACUGCAGCAAGGCGUUCAGCGACCCCAGCAACCUCCGGAUGCACCUCAAAAUCCACACAGGUCAGAAAAACUACAGGUGUACUGUUUGCGAAAAGCUGUUCACUCAGAAAUCUCACGUGGCUUCACACAUGCUCAUCCACACCGGAGCUGAAAAGCUCAAGUGUGACCUCUGCGACCGGGCCUUCAUCAGGAAACAAGACCUGAAGCAGCACAUGUUCUCCCACACUCAUGAACGGCAGAUUCAGUGCCCCAAGUGCAACAAAAACUUCCUCAAAACCAAUCACUUGAAGAAGCACAUGAACUCCCACGAAGGCCGCAGGGACUUCGUCUGCGAGAAAUGCCACAAAGCUUUCCUCACCAAAUAUCACCUCACGCGUCACCUCAAGAUCUGCAAGGGCCCCAAAGCGGAGAAAACGCCUCGAGAGGGGAAAGAUCCGGUGGAAGAGGAGCCGGAAAAGGACUGCAGAGCGGCGAGAAAAGCAGCAGAGAGACUGAUGGACGCGGCCAGCGAUGAAGACUGUGGUUUAGACGUUGGAGGAUACAGCUCUGAAAAGUCUCUGUCACCACCUCAUUGAAGAAUACCUGAUGGGAUGUUGUAUUUAUUACUAUACCACUCUAUACCUCUUAUAGUUGCCAAAAUAUUCCUUCUGCACAUUACUACUACAUUAUCUUACAAACAUAAUGGCUACAUUAAACAUUUUUUUACCACA
Messenger RNA from Oryzias latipes (Japanese medaka), 2943 nucleotides. It is a transcript of the gene prdm4, whose product is annotated as PR domain containing 4. Gene Ontology annotation, biological process: regulation of gene expression. Gene Ontology annotation, cellular component: nucleus. The record is from RefSeq and is a predicted model, not a curated record. NCBI's taxonomy places the organism in Eukaryota, Metazoa, Chordata, Actinopteri, Beloniformes, Adrianichthyidae. Gene Ontology annotation, molecular function: DNA-binding transcription factor activity, RNA polymerase II-specific; protein binding.